This is a messenger RNA of Daucus carota subsp. sativus, 3660 nucleotides long. Its product is annotated as exocyst complex component SEC5A. NCBI's taxonomy places the organism in Eukaryota, Viridiplantae, Streptophyta, Magnoliopsida, Apiales, Apiaceae. The transcript is spliced from 21 exons. Gene Ontology annotation, biological process: exocytosis; Golgi to plasma membrane transport. The record is from RefSeq and is a predicted model, not a curated record. Bases 239 to 3385 code for a protein of 1048 amino acids. Gene Ontology annotation, cellular component: exocyst.
AUAGUAUAAUUGUGGUACAAUUAUACAGGUGGAUUCAAUCGGAAAAGAAAGCAUAGUUAUACAGCUGUGCCAUCUCUCUCUCUCUCUCUGCGUUCUUUCUCCUUCAUUAAUAAUAUUCUUCUUCUUACACAGAUCCAAUUACAAAUACACAAAACCAAACCCAAAACCCAAACAUCUACAUACAUAUACACACACAUACCUUGACCUGCACCUAUUGUUAAAUUAAUAAAACUUGAAAAUGUCUAGCGACAGUGACGAAGACGAGCUAUUGCAAAUGGCUCUUCAAGAGCAAUCUCAACGCGAUGUCAAUUACCAGAAAUCGUCGUCUUCCGGCAAGCCUGUCCGGAAUCACGUCCAGCAGCCGGCGAAGGCGUCGCCGGCGAGGCAGUCACGGAAAUCUAAUCAGUCUUCUUCCGCGCGGAAGCAGCGCCAGUCGGAGGAUUAUGAUGAUGAUUCGGAGGUGGAGAUGUUGAGUAUCUCGUCCGGCGACGAGGAUUUGGGAAGAGAUCGAGCCGUGAGGCCUCCCAAAGGCGGGAGGGAUGAUGAUAAGUGGGACGGUGGAGAGCCUGAUUGCUGGAAGCGUGUCGAUGAAGGGGAGCUUGGUCGUAGGGUCCGUGAUAUGCGGGAGGCAAGAACAGCUCCUAUAGUACAGAUUGAUCAGAAACCAGCUAAUUUGAGAAAAGGGCUUCAAAAUUUACAAUCUAUUCCCCGCGGUAUUGAAUGUAUAGAUCCUCUUGGAUUAGGGCUAAUAGAUAACAAAUCACUAAGGUUGGUCUACGACCGGAAAGCCCUUUCUCCAUCCAAAGCCGAGAAAGACUACCCAGAUCAAGAACUUCGCGAGAAAUUAAUGUAUUUUUCUGAGAAGUUUGAUGCAAAAUUGUUUUUGUCGCGAGUUCACCAAGAAACAAGUGCAGACGAUCUUGAGGCUGGGGCAAUUGCUCUGAAAACUGAUUUUGAAGGAAGGACUUCACAAAGGAAAAAGCUAGUUAAAGAAAAUUUUGAUUGCUUUGUCUCUUGCAAAACUACAAUUGAUGAUAUUGAGACAAAAUUGUCACGCAUAGAAGAAGACCCAGAAGGCUCGGGAACAACUCAUUUGUAUGAUUGCAUCCAAGGAGUUAGUUCAGUGGCUAAUCGUGCUUUUGAACCAUUGUUUGAGCGUCAGGCCCAAACUGAGAAAAUACGAUCUGUCCAAGGAAUGCUUCAGAGGUUCAGGACACUUUUCAAUUUGCCCAGUACCAUUCGUAAUAGCAUUAGUAAGGGAGAAUAUGAUUUGGCUGUUAGAGAAUACAGGAAAGCGAAGUCGAUUGUGCUGCCUAUGCAUGUGGGAAUACUUAAACGUGUCCUUGAAGAGGUUGAAAAAGUAAUGCAGGAGUUCAAAGGCAUGCUUUACAAGUCUAUGGAAGAUCCACACAUUGACCUAACAAAACUUGAGAACACUGUGAGACUCUUACUGGAGCUGGAACCUGAACUGGAUCCUGUUUGGCAUUAUUUGAAUAUACAGAAUCAAAGAAUUAGAGGUUUGAUUGAAAAGUGCACCUUAGAUCAUGAAGCAAUGAUGGAACAGUUGCAAAAUGAGAUACGGGAAAAAGCUGUUUCUGAGGCAAAGUGGAGGCAGCUGCAGCAAGCUAUGAAUGAUCCGUUGGAUGACGAUUAUGGUAGUACUCUGGAAGAUAUAGAGCCACUAAUGUUAAGCAGCGAAGAAGUUGAUGCUUAUAGAGGGAAGUAUAUCCGUAGAUUAACUGCUGUUCUUAUUCUUCAUGUUCCAGCCUUCUGGAAAACAGCUCAAUCAGUCUCCAGUGGAAAAUUUGCAAAGUCCUCCCAAGUUUCUGGUGAAACGAAUGUUAGCUCUUCUGCAAAUAAAAAUGAAGAAAGAGGAGAGGGAAAAUUUUCAGCACAUUCUCUCGAAGAAGUUGCUGGAAUGAUACGUGAUACUAUAUCUGCAUACGAGUCUAAGGUUCAGAAUACGUUUCAGGACUUUGAAGAAUUAAACAUCCUUCGCCCAUACAUGAACGAUUCCAUUAUGGAGAUAUCUAAAGCAUGCCAAGCAUUUGAAGCAGACUCCGCACCCUCUGUUGCUGUAACUGCUAUGCGGACGCUUCAGUCUGAGAUUACAAAAGUUUACAUACUAAGACUUUGUUCAUGGAUGAGAACUUCAACUGAAGAGCUAGCGAAAGAAGAAUCAUGGACCCCGGUGUCUGUCCUUGAAAGAAACAAGUCUCCUUACACAAUUUCUUUGUUGCCACUAGCUUUUCGUUCAAUCUUAGUUUCGGCAAUGGACCAAAUCAACUUGAUGGUGCAGUCUUUAAGAAGUGAAGCUAAGAGGUCGGAAGACAUCUAUAUGCAGCUUCAAGAAAUUCAGGAAUCUGCUAGACUUGCAUUUCUAAAUUGUUUGCUGGAUUUUGCUGGUCAUCUAGAACGCAUUGGCGGGGAGCUUGCACAAAACAAGUCAAAUAGAGGAAGUCCACAUUUUGAAAAUGGAUAUUCAGACGACCAACCUCAGAUGUCAUUUGAUCCUUUACCGGAAAGUGUGAUUCAUCCUCUCCAACAACUACUAAUGGUCUUGAGUAAUAUAGGGUAUUGCAAGGAUGAACUUUCCCGUGAGCUUUACAACAAAUACAAACAUAUCUGGCAGCAAUCCAGAGGAAAGGAGGAAGAGGAUGCUGAUAUGCAGGAUUUGUCUACAUCCUUCUCUGGACUUGAAGAGAAGGUCCUUGCACAGUACACUUUUGCAAAGGCACAACUAAUUAGAGCCGCAGCUGUGAACUAUAUGUUGGAUGCUGGAGUGCAAUGGGGAAGUGCACCUGCAGUCAAAGGUGUGCGAGAUGCAGCUGUGGAGUUGCUGCACAGUCUAGUAGCUGUGCAUGCAGAGGUCUUUGCUGGCUGUAAGCCCUUGCUGGAUAAAACACUUGGUAUCCUAGUUGAAGGUUUGAUUGAUACAUUGCUCAGCCUUUUCCAUGAAAAUGAAGAGAAAGAUCUUAGAGCAUUGGAUGCAAAUGGUUUCUGUCAGCUUAUGCUAGAGCUUGAAUAUUUUGAGACCAUAUUAAAUCCUUAUUUUACGCAUGAGGCGAGAGAUUCGCUGAAAUCUUUACAAGGGGUUCUACUGGAGAAAGCCACCGAGAGUGUAACUGAGUCUGCUGAGAAUGAGAGACAACAGGGUUCUGCUGUUUCACCAGAUGAUCUGAUUGCUCUCGCCCAGCAGUACAGCUCAGAACUUCUUCAAGCAGAGCUUGAGAGGACGCGAGUUAACACCGCAUGCUUUGUAGAGUCGUAUCCUUUGGACUCUGUUCCAGAAUCAACCAGAGCUUCCAUUAGAGGAUCGAUUGAUUCUCCUAGUGGAAGCUUCAAAAGCUCACAAAGUUUCCAAGGCAGGCAGAGGCGUAGAUAACUAACCAGUGCACAUAGAUCAAUGUUUAUUCUUCUCCCAGUAUGUAGCCUUUGCAAUGUUGUAUUAUGUCACAUUCUUUAAAUUUUUAAAAGAAAAUAGAAGGAAAAAACAGAAAUAGAAUGCUAGUCCUACAAUUCUGUCCAUUUGUUUGUGCCGACUUGUACAUCUAAAUAACUGGUGUCAUCUAAAUUUGGUGAGCAAGUCUUGAGGAAUGCUGGAAGUAUUUUUCAUCGGGUGAAUUUUAAAUAUAUAAGUUGAGCCCCUAUUUUUUGCGA